Temnothorax curvispinosus is the source of this 701-nucleotide messenger RNA. Its product is annotated as CD109 antigen-like. The transcript is spliced from 5 exons. Bases 48 to 686 code for a protein of 212 amino acids. Lineage: Eukaryota; Metazoa; Arthropoda; Insecta; Hymenoptera; Formicidae. The record is from RefSeq and is a predicted model, not a curated record.
ACGGGGAGAAAUCGUGGGGAUAUAUAUUUUUUGUGGUGUUCAAUUAUAUGAAUAAGGACAUGACAGAUGAAAUUCUGCUAACAAACGAGGGACAAUUUGACUUCGCGGAGGUUUCUAAUGAAGUUCACGAUGUACCGAAAUUGGAGUUAUAUCGUAGGAAAAAAGUCGAUAUGAAAGCCAAUUCCGGCUCGAGUGUGUCAUUUAUGAUUAUUCCAAGAGAAUUGGGGUACAUCACUAUAAAAGUGACCACUCACAGUGUUUUAGCUGGCGACAGUGUUGAACACAAAUUACUUGUCAACGCUGAGGGAGAAACGCAAUAUAAAAACGAAGCGGUAUUACUGAAUUUGAGAAAUGCUGACCAAGCGGGUGCAAAUGUCAUCAUCAACAUAUCUAAUAAUGCAGUUCCAGAAUCCGAAAUUUCAAAUUUCUCCAGUUGGUUACUUCCAAGUAUCCCGGACUUGGCAAAUUUAAUAAGACUGCCAUUUAGUUGCGGCGAGCAGAACAUGCUCAACUUUGUACCAAAUAUUGUCAAUCUAAAUUAUCUGAAGAAUACGAAUCAAUUAACGCAAGUCGUGCAAAGCAAAGCGUUAAAAUAUCUGGACAUCGGCUACCAGCAAGAAUUGACUUACAAACUUAAUCUUAGUUUUACUUAUUAUUUUUCAUCUUUUUCUAGUUCUAAAGGAUAAAAGAUAAAAAGUAGA